CUCUUCAAAGUUUCUCUUGCACAGACCUUUCUUUCUUCUGAGCGGAAAAAUACGAUCGCCAGCGAGUUCUCUCCUUCUUCUGGGUUUGUGGACGAACUUCGUCUUCUUCUGAUCCUCCCCCUCAGUUCUUCAUCUUCGGGUUUUUUUGGGAUUUUGGGUUUAGAUUUUGUCGGAAAGCGAACAGCGACCGGGAAAUUCGAUCCGCCGGCGAGCUGGGAUGACGGCGGGGCGGAGUUUUUCACUCUUGUGACCGUUAAACGUCGGAGAUUUCAGUGACGAACGUGGUUUAAAUCGAGUAUUGGAAGCUCGAAGCGUGGAGAGAGUUCAUAUGCUGAUAAUUCUAGAAUGGAGCGGAAGAGGGGUCAUCAGUGGUUAACGGAUUCGUCUAAUUCGGAGCUAUUCAGCAACAAGACUCGUGCUGUAGAAUGUGCCGAUGCUAGGAUUGGUAUGGGAGUUCCUCAGAUGAAUUUGUCCGGUUGGGACAAUUCUCUUGCAUCUGGACGGUUUGUACCUGAGAAUGUGCAUAAUGCGAAUCUGGUUACUGGAAAUCUGCCUCCCAUGGAUGGCCAGAGUGUUGAGGGAAGAAAAGAUCUUGAGGUGCAAUACAACAAUGCCUCAUCUUUUGGUUUUCCUCAUACUGUUCAGGAUGGCUCCUCGUCUUAUAGUCUAGAGGGCAUUCGAAAAGUGAAAGUCAAUCAAGUGAAUGACUUCACCCGAAGUAUACAUGAACCUAUGACACAGUUUUACGGUGAGGGGAUUCCUAGAUCGUUGGAUAUGGGUUCUUCAUUUAGCAUGAAUCAGAAUAACCCUGUAUCCUUGGGCCAAACUGGCAGCAGUAGUGGCAAGAACGUCAGCUUUGUAGGACCUAUCUUUAGUAAAGCAGGUGGGAGUUCCCCUCAGAAUUUCGGUAAAGACGGGGCUGGUUUCAUGCCAAUGGGCAGCCUUUAUGAUAAAGGAGAUGUAAAUGUCUUGCCAACAGGUCAACCAUCUGAGAAAGGGAGGGACAACUUUGUACUGAUGGGGCAGUCGUUCCACAAAAUGGAUAGUAAUCUUUUCUCGGUUAGUCCUUCCUAUAACAGGGGACAAGAGAGUUUCAUGUCCAUUCUCACCUCUUAUGGAAAAGCGGCUGAAAAUCUUUUCUCGUCAGAUACAUCCUUUCAGGAGCAAGAUAACAAUUUGUUAUCGAUGGGAUCGGCUCCAUAUAAGGCAAGCGGUGGGAUACCAUUUAUGCUUCCUAACCAAGACAGAACGGACCAAAAUGAUGUUCCCAUUACUCAGCAGGGUGGAAGCAAUACCAUAUCUUUUGGAGGUUUUCAGAAUGAAGACAUGCUUGUCUCAUCCGGCAGUAUCAUCAAUGGUUAUGAGAGCUUUGGAAAUGUAGCUGAGAAUUUUAAAGAUCCCGUUCAAAAGAGGUCAAGAGAAAAUUUGUGUGGGAUGUUUAGCUCUGGCCAUAUUGUUAAUCCAAAUGCUGAUACCAUUCCCAAAAUCAAAGAAACAAAGACCACUAAGAAGGCCCCUACUAACACAUUCCCUUCAAACGUUAAAUCCUUGCUGUCAACAGGAAUGUUUGAUGGGGUUCAUGUCAAGUACUACUCCUGGUCACGCGAGAAAAAUCUCCAAGGGAUUAUCAAGGGGACUGGGUAUCUGUGUGGUUGCAGUGAGUGCAAGAUGACUAAAGUUCUGAACGCUUACGAGUUUGAGCGCCAUGCCAAUUGCAAGACAAAGCACCCGAAUAAUCACAUAUACUUUGAGAAUGGAAAGACUAUUUAUGCUGUUGUUCAAGAGCUGAAGAACACACCUCAGGAGAUGUUGUUUGAUGCCAUCCAAAAUGUAACCGGAUCCGAAAUCAACCAUAAGAAUUUCAACACCUGGAAAGCGUCGUAUCAAGCUGCCAGCCGUGAACUUCAGCGUAUCUAUGGUGGUGAUGGUGUCACUUUAGCAUCUUGAGAAGACGAGUCACCAGUGUCGCGAGCUUUUUGAGGUGGGUCGGAAGAAGAAGAAGGAAGAAGAGACCUUUCAAGAAAAAUGGCGAAAGGCGAAAUGAGAGCAGAGGCAAGGGCCAUACGGUAAGCCACUAGAACAUGCGGACUCAUGCCGUCGUUUAACGCGAAUUUCGCGACGAUAGACAUCAACGCGUAACAAAACUGUAUGAAUAUGACUGCCAAGAACGGCUUCGAUCUCUCCAGCACUGACAUUUUUUUGAAGCU
Tarenaya hassleriana is the source of this 2207-nucleotide messenger RNA. RefSeq lists its product as uncharacterized. The coding region runs from base 346 to 1947 and encodes 533 amino acids. The record is from RefSeq and is a predicted model, not a curated record. The transcript has 6 exons. Lineage: Eukaryota; Viridiplantae; Streptophyta; Magnoliopsida; Brassicales; Cleomaceae.